Molecule: messenger RNA, 1605 nt
Organism: Enterobius vermicularis (human pinworm)
Lineage: Eukaryota; Metazoa; Nematoda; Chromadorea; Rhabditida; Oxyuridae
Source: the annotation of a GenBank genome assembly
AUGGUUCAUGUAAUUGUCGGGCUUCAUUGGGUAAAUAUGGAGUCAAACGGUGGUAACGCAGGAGGACCUUGGGGUCGAGCAGAGCUGCAGUCGGAAUCUUGGAAAUCGGGGGGACAAGGCAACUACGAGGCGCGUUCAUUGACACGUCAGACGGCUACAGUUGCGCCACAACACUCUGUUAUCCCUUGGCAAGAUCCAAAAGUCCUUAAUGUUUUAAGCCAAGCCGGCCCGAACCAGUCAACAACUAAUGUUCCAAUAUUCAUGCAACUUCAUGACUGCGGUUUUCACAAGCUUUGCCGCUCGCUGCAGGCUGUUUUAGGGGAGUGGGAGGGAAGAGGAUGUGAGAUGAUGAGUCUUAUUGAAAUCAUUAUAUCUGGCUUUUGGCUGUUAAAAAAAUGCAGCUUCAGUUAUCAGCAGUCAGGACGAGAAGAAAGGUUUAGUCAGCUUGACCAAGAUAUCUCAUUUCAAGGAUACAACGCUAGUUUGCAACCGUCACCAUCAACUACUGGAUUUCCUCAGCAAGAUAUAUCGAUGAGUGGAGAUGAUGGGAGACGUAUUCCUGGACAGCUGAAUGCCGAUACUGCUGUUGCUUCGGUUUACCAGGGAACAGCUGUUGUCCCAUCCAUAUUAUCUGGACAGAAUUUCUCUUCUGGUACGGGACUAGUUGUACCUCAAGUUCUUGCCAAUCCAGUCGCUACAAGUUCCUCUGUUUCUCUUUCUCAGCCAUCUCCAAUUACUGUAAAAGGCUCGUAUCCGUCGUUUGGCAAUCAUAACGCUCCAAUUUUCCCUCCUGUUCCUGUCCGCAGGACUGAGAAGUUAGAAAAUUGUUAUGUGGAGUUAAGUAGAUUACCAACGGAACUUUUACGCCCAUCUGCCCUUGAAAACUUUUUGAGGCCAACAGUACCGCUUACACUGUCAUCUGUAAAAGUGGUUUUUGACCCUAAAGGAUUUCCGUUACAUUCGUUGGUGAAAUUCGAAAAUACAAAAGAUGCAGAAGAUGUGCUUAACAGAGAUGGAGAGCAAGGAAUUCGAAUUCGAGAGUGUAGUAAGGAAGUGUUUGAUGCAGCUGUUGAUGGUUCUGUCCUAAAUCUUGCUAAUAAUUUGUCUUACAAAGGUAAUUUCAAGGAUAUGGAACGAAGCCACGAACAUAGUAGAGAGAACGCCCCUAGCACACGUCCUCCUUUACCCAGAAAUCAUUACUUGACGGUAGGUGUUUCAUCCUAUGAAAGAAGAGACAGUGGUGGUUUACGUCGUGAUGAACGGACACUUCAUCCCGAGCACGAGAAUGAAGAGAGAUUAUCUUUUAGGCCACUUCGCCGUGGCCGGUCUCGUUCCCCACGGGAUUAUCGUGAGCCGAAACGUCGAAGAGAAGAAAUGGGUAGAUACUGUAUUGAACUUACAAAUUUACCAUUUCGCGUUACAGAGUUAGAAAUUCGGCAAUAUUUUGGACCUCUCUGCGAGCCGACGAAGGUGAAUAGAGCUUAUUAUGAAGAUGGAAAACCUUCAGAUCGCUGGGUUAUUGAAUUCCCAAAAAAAGAGCUUUCAGAGAGGGCAUUUCGAUAUAGAGGAAAGGUGCAGGACCGUCUCGUUAGGUCUCGGUGGUAA